Molecule: messenger RNA, 683 nt
Organism: Thecamonas trahens ATCC 50062
Lineage: Eukaryota; Apusomonadida; Apusomonadidae
Exons: 2
Coding region: 1-678 (225 amino acids)
Source: RefSeq, a predicted model, not a curated record
AUGGCUGAGAAAACGGAGGCACCGCUGGUGGCACAGGUGGUGGCGGCAGUGGCAGGGCGGAGUGCGUCGGUGGAGCAACUGGCGGUGGUGGUGGCGACCGAGGAGCGGCGGAGCGACGCUGGUAUGGCGGUGGGCGCGUGGAUGAUGGGCAACGAAGUCCGCGGACCGCGGCUGUGGAAGAUGCUGGUGCUUGAAGCGCUGGAGCGAAUGUCGCAGCUAGCCGCGGCGCUCCUGGCGGCGGUCUCCGGCGUUGUGUGGGGUGCUCUCGGCGCGCCGGCGUUCAAGAUCAAGCUUGCGGUGGCAGGCACAGUGGCGUUGGCCGAGGCGCGCCUCCCGCUUGUCCACAAAGGCCGAACCUCGCUCGCGAUGGAGGCGCUCGAUCUGGUGGUGGUUGACGUCCGCGCGAGCACGUUCUCGCUUGCGGCGCCAACGCUCCCGCGAGCGCACGGACUCGGCUCGGCGACAGUUGUGCGGGUCAUUGAGCGGCCUGCCGCGCCACUCCGGGUUUGGCUGCGGUUCAUGGGUGACUCAAUCCUGGCGCUGACAGGCGUCGGCUGGAUCGCCAACGGCGUGCUCGUCGCGCUCACCCGGCGGACGCUCAUGGAUUUCGCCCUCGGCACCCGGGUCAUCGAUGGCCUCGCCGUCGAUCUCCAGCUCUUUCACCCACGCACACUCUGACUGCU